UCAUGUUCUUCAUCAGUUUACUGUCCUUUGCUGAUCCUUGGUUUGGACAUGGGGGUUAUGAUUUGGAGUUCUAGGUUGUUGUAGAUAUGAUAUGAGAGUCUUGCCUCUGUCUUUUGGUUGGAUGGUACAGUUGGUAGCUAGGUAGGUUGCUUUUCAGUUGGUUCUCCUUUGGUACUCACCGAGCAAACUUCCUUCCCCACCUGGGAAUAUAUUUCUGGAGACCAAUGUGUCAGUCCUUUGACGUUCUUGGAUUCUACGGAUUGAUAUUGUGGUGAGAUCAUGAGAGCCUCAAAAGAGUUCUUGGGUUCCCCAACACCUGAUGCCAAGUUGCCAACAACAGCUGCUUACUCUUUAGUUCAGACUUCAGUGCCUUCUAGUAUUAGCCAUUUCCAACUCCAGAUUUCAGAUGUCUGUGAUUGGCUGACUCGCACCAGCUCACGACCACCACCAGCAACACCCACCUCUCGCCUUGAUCCUGGAUGGGCAGGCCCAGAGGUGGAAAGGGCAAGAACUCGAUGGAACCCGCGAAAUCCCAGGACGCCGCCGGCAGCGGGGGCGAGGAGGUCAUCCCAGCCUACAAGAGGAGGGGGAGGCCGCAGAAGUUUCUCAAGGGUAACCUCGCCGAUGAGGAAGAGGACAUCGCCAAGGCCGCCGAGGAGGACGGCGACGGCGCGAUAGCAAAGGCUGCGCCGAGCAAGGGCGCCUCGGCCGAGAACGGAGGGAAGAAGCGGCGGCGGCAAUGGAAGCGCGGCUCGGAGUCGGCGAUAGAAACGAAGGACGAGCCCGUGACGCCGCCGCCGAGCGGGUUCCGCCAGAACGGGAGCCGGCGGAAGAGCACCCCGAGGAGAGCUGCCGAGGCAGGGGUGGAGAGCUAGUGAAGCUCUGAAGACUGAAGACUGAAGAACUAUGUGUGAGCCUGUGGUUUGUCAUGCCAAUUUUACCCCCUUUUCUGAUUUAACUCUUUGUCACAUAGAUCAAGCAUAUCCAGGAGAACUGUGGUGACUUCUAUCCAUUGGCAUGAACAUGCUAUGACUGUGAGCAUGCUAAUGAGAAACUGCCUAAUUGCAGUGAGUAGUUAUGUAGCUUAAGUUGCAACAAUAGUGCUACUAGUAUUUAGACUUUUGGCAUAACGAAUAUUUAAGAGUUUAUGUCAGCUAACCCUCUUGUCAAUAAUCACUAGCAUAUCAAUUAUUAUCAUUUAUAAGAACUCCA
Molecule: messenger RNA, 1212 nt
Organism: Brachypodium distachyon (stiff brome)
Lineage: Eukaryota; Viridiplantae; Streptophyta; Magnoliopsida; Poales; Poaceae
Exons: 2
Coding region: 480-875 (131 amino acids)
Source: RefSeq, a predicted model, not a curated record